Mycena citricolor is the source of this 2766-nucleotide messenger RNA. The record is from the annotation of a GenBank genome assembly. NCBI's taxonomy places the organism in Eukaryota, Fungi, Basidiomycota, Agaricomycetes, Agaricales, Mycenaceae.
AAAAGACCGCCCACCGGGCAACGGCGGAGGAGAUCACAUCCGGCAAUCCUUUCGGGGUUUGUAAGAGAAAAAAAAUGGAGGACUCACCCCAGCUGCAGGCUGUCAAUCAACGCUGAGACUGGAUGACUUUUUUCCCUGAGACAGACAUCAGAAUGACUUGAAAAAGGCUGUCUAGUUGAAACACUGCGAGCUUAGUGGUUUUCCAAAACAGUAUCGCGAGAUUCCUAGUCAAGUCCCGGCCGCGUGAGUCCUCGCGUGCACGUGGUGUGGCACUCAGUCCCUAUCGCAGCUAGAAGUGUACCGUUAAAGCAGAUAUGGAGCCCGCUGAACUAUGGAACGGUCUACCGCCAUGGGUUCCAGGUCCGGUCCAGCCCAGUCCAGUCGCCUUGGACUCUCCGACCCGAGACCCUCAACCGCAUCUUCAGAAAGGAAACCAUAGAUCACGUGUCUGUGUGUCACAGCUAACGGUCACGAUCGCGUCCCCACUCAACCACAUUCAGUGCAACCCACCAAUUUGCUCCAUCCAGCAUGUCCGACGAUGAAAUGAACAUUGACGACGUCGGUGCUGGAGGUGCCGUUCGCAGACGUGGACGUGGAUUCCAAAACCCGGGAGGUAACGACGGAACAGUUACUGCGGAGCCUACGUACGACAGAGUUGAGAGCUCGCAUGCUAAGGACGAUACCCGCGCCGCCCGAUCCGUCGAGGGGUGGAUAGUCCUGGUUACAAAUGUACACGAAGAGGCAACCGAGGAGGACGUGACGGACAAGUUUGCUGAGUUCGGGGAGAUAAAAAACUUGCAUCUCAAUCUUGAUCGGCGCACGGGCUAUGUCAAAGGAUACGCCCUGGUCGAGUAUGAAACAAUGAACGAUGCUCAAGCUGCUAUCGACGGUGCAUCGGGCACCACGUUGCUGGAGCAGACUCUCCAAUGCGACUACGCAUUCGUUCGGCCGCCACCGACCGGCCCGAAGAAGGGGGGAAGAGGACAAAGAGGGCGCAGUGCUAGCCCAAGUCGCCGCCGAUGAACAUGUACCUUACUUAGUUAUCAGCAUUGAUUGUAAAGAGCGUGCAAUCGUUUUGCGUUUGUUGACUAGUGUGACUGUUGUGUCACGCGUCGCAUCUUGCCCCAGCACUCACCCGUGUUCCAAUGCCUGUCAAGUCUGCGGCAAGCGAAGACCAGACGAAGUCGAAGAGAUCGACCCCUGCUAAUGGCAAGAAGACUGGCUCCGAGGCUGGGGACAGCGAGGGUGUGAGCGAUGUGGCAGAGACGGAGGAAGCAGAGGGCGAAGACGACGAGGAGGAAGAGUAUGAGAUAGAAGUCAUCCUGGACAUGAGGAAGGAAGGUGGAGCAAAAAAGUCGUACUUCGUCAAAUGGAAAAACUAUGGCGAUGAACACAAUAGCUGGGUCACUGAGGAGGAUGCAGGCAAUGCCCAGGAGCUCAUCGACGAGUUCUUAGCUAAGCGCAAGAAGAAGAAGGACGCCGCGGCCGAGUCUACAAGUGCACGGAGACAGGGUGCUCGCUCCUCUAUGACUGCAGCGAACACGACGGAUGACGCGUCCGACGACGAGUCUACGUCCGUUGCCAAGAAGCGCGGUCGUAAGUCGGAAAGUGCCCAAGCUCGUUCAGCUAAAACGGGAGGGAAAGAAAAGGCCGACGAACGACCAGCAAAGAAGCAGCGUACGAGCAGGAAGGCGACUCAGGAGCAAGAACCGACAGAGCUCCCUGCAGAAGACGAGCUUGGGAACAUGUCAGAGCACAUGUCAGUCGCUUCCUGGGACCAUCUCGUCGACCGGAUCGACACCGUUGAACGAUCUGGAAAAGAACUCCAGGUUUAUUUUACCUUGAAAGAUGGCCGACGUAUCAGAGAGCAGUCUUCUGUCUGCGCGGAAAAGCUCCCUAGGAUGUUGAUUGACUUCUACGAAGCCAACCUGCGGUGGAGGGAGGCUACCGCCGCGAAUUAGAGCGCCUACUCGACGAUCUAAUAGGAUGCUUUCGAAAUUGUUGUAGUCUUCUCUGUGCACAUCUCCAGUCAUACUGACGCCUCUUAUCUCUUGGUCAAAUCCUGUUUCUGACGUGGUUAUGAUUCGAUGUCGUACACCAUUGCAACGACAGAGUAAAAUCCGAGGCCGGGGAAGGUCAUUGAUUGGCGUGUGUCACGCUGGGAAGAAGAGGCUUUCUCAAUCCGCGUUCUCCUCCUCGGAUGGAGAUAUAGAGGAAACAUUGACAUCACUUCAGGAUGACAAAGGCAUAGGCAUAAGGUAUGCCGCAUUAGAAACCAGCACCCAUGACUAAGCGUCACACCGUGACAAACAGCGACGGAAAAUGACGGCGGCCACAGAGGGAAUAUAGCCAAAGCACUCACAUGAGGUGUUUCUAGAGGCCUUUAGAGCACCUGCUAUCUGAACCGAAUCUUUCAUUAUGCCUCCUGGAGAGCAUGAUAUGAGGCUCAAGCAUUUUGCAUCAAAAGUUUCCUUUUAUUGUAGAAAGUGAUUUCCCACUGAACUGAGCAUUUUUUAAUUUUGGGUCGGAAGAUUUGACCAUUCACGUGACUUCCUAAUUGGGAAGUGGCAGUGCUACUAGCGUCGAGAACCCCUUCUGUAGUCAUAGUAGCCAUACAAAAGCUCAAUUAUCCUUGGGACACCCAUUUUGGAUCACUUUUGGUGCAUACAAGUCCAUCGUUAUACCAAAAAAGAAGGGCUGCAUUUUUCGGACCGUGGAUUUGACCGUCACGUGACCGUCACGCGCUGCUUACUAAGGGGUGCUGGU